Betta splendens (Siamese fighting fish) is the source of this 2874-nucleotide messenger RNA. RefSeq names its product paired box protein Pax-6-like. Bases 204 to 1523 code for a protein of 439 amino acids. The record is from RefSeq and is a predicted model, not a curated record. The transcript is spliced from 11 exons. Gene Ontology annotation, molecular function: RNA polymerase II cis-regulatory region sequence-specific DNA binding; DNA-binding transcription factor activity, RNA polymerase II-specific. Gene Ontology annotation, biological process: anatomical structure development; regulation of transcription by RNA polymerase II. NCBI's taxonomy places the organism in Eukaryota, Metazoa, Chordata, Actinopteri, Anabantiformes, Osphronemidae.
ACUAAAUUGUUACAGUGGAGGUUUUCUGAGGACAUUCAGACACAGUCAAACGACCACCGGUGGGAGCCUGAUGAGACUAAGCCUGUGACGGGGCGCACAGAUCCCGAUCACCAGGAGUUCCCACUCAGCGAAAUUGGGGAAAACAAAUGGCGGAGAACCGGCUCCAGCAUGACCGCGACUCCCACGUUCGCUUCGGAUGAUAGAUGCUUCAUAUACGGAUAACUGGUCGGCGGAUGCUCAAUUGCAGAAGCCAGACAAGCUGGGAGAUGAGUGUUGCCUCCAUGAUGCAGAACAGUCACAGUGGAGUUAACCAGCUGGGAGGGGUGUUUGUGAACGGGAGACCUUUACCCGACUCUACCAGGCAGAAGAUAGUGGAGCUAGCACACAGCGGCGCUCGACCCUGUGACAUAUCCAGGAUACUACAGGUGUCCAAUGGCUGUGUGAGUAAGAUCUUGGGCCGCUAUUAUGAAACCGGUUCGAUCCGUCCUCGGGCCAUAGGAGGCAGUAAACCCAGGGUGGCUACUCCAGAGGUGGUGGCAAAAAUUGCUCAGUAUAAAAGAGAGUGUCCAUCCAUUUUUGCCUGGGAGAUCAGAGAUCGACUGCUGGCAGAAGGAGUCUGUACCAGUGACAAUAUACCCAGUGUUUCGUCAAUUAAUCGAGUGCUCAGGAAUUUGGCCAGUGACAAACAGCAACUGGAUUCAGUAGGCGGUGAAGGGAUGUUUGACAAACUGGUUAAUGGUCAAAGCAGCUGGGGAGGCCGCUCAGCGUGGUACACCGGAACCACACUUGCUUCAGCUGCAGAGCAUCUACAAGGAGAUGCAGGGGAGACCACUAUAUCAGUUAUUUCUAAUGGUGAAGAGUCAGAGGAGACUCAGAUGAGACUUCAGUUGAAAAGAAAACUCCAAAGAAACAGAACAUCUUUCACACAGGACCAGAUAGAAGCACUAGAGAGAGAAUUUGAAAGGACUCAUUAUCCAGACGUAUUUGCCCGAGAACGCCUUGCUAACAAAAUAGACCUUCCAGAAGCAAGAAUACAGGUUUGGUUUUCCAACAGAAGAGCGAAAUGGAGACGAGAGGAGAAGCUGAGAAACCAACGUCGUCAGGCGUCAAACUCGUCCAGUCAUAUUCCCAUUAGUAGUAGCUUCAACACCAGUGUUUACCAGCCUCUACCACAACCUACUACACCAGCCUCCUUCUCAUCAGGAUCCAUGUUGGGAAGGUCUGAUCCAAUUCUGUGUAACAGCUAUAGUCUUCCAGCCAUGCCCAGCUUUAGUAUGUCUGGCAACCUGUCUAUGCAAGCGUCCAACCAGACCUACUCCUGCAUGUUGCCCCCCAGCCCCAUUAUAAAUGGUAGAAGCUAUGAGACAUAUACUCCUCCACACAUGCAGUCACACAUCAACAGCCACUCAGCGACUUCCUCUGCAACAUCUUCAGCAGGUCUCAUCUCCCCUGGUGUCUCAGUACCCAUUCAAAUUCCAGGAAGUGAAGCAGAUAUGUCACAGUACUGGCCACGCCUGCAAUGAUGUCUAAUCUGAAACAAGUACUGUGUAGAACUGUUUGGGUGUGUGAGACGGAUCAAAGCUGUAACCUCAGCUUCACACAGGACUCAGUGAGAAUUUAUUCAUCAGUUAUUUGUAAUUAACAAUUGAUGUACAAAUUGUGAAUACUGUUACAUAAUUGGAAAGAUGUAAUACAACUUGGGAGAGGGGGGCUUUCUUUUGCAAAUAUGUUGAAUUAGCACAUUAAAAGCACAGGAUUUAGGAUCUAUAUGAAGUUUCAGCAUAUGAAUUCUGGUAAAAUGUCCUGGUAUUACUAUAAAACCCUGAUCUAAAACUGGAAUCGAUCUUGAAAUAAACUCUUGAAAUAAACUUUUGAAAUGAGAAAAUGUUUUGGUUUGAAUGUCAACGUUCCUGAACCUGCUAAAAAACUAGAAACAAACAGUUUGAAACAAACUAGACCAUAAUAGAGUAACUAAAUUGUAAUGACUGUAGGAUUUAAAUCUGAUUUGAUUUCAACAUGUAAAGUUCUGGUCCACAUCAGGAUUUCAGUACAGUGGAUCAUGCCUGUAGCUAAUCCAAGUGAUCAGAUUUACACAUCUACUACCCCUCAAACACUAGUUCCUGGCUGGAUUAUGUUCGCACCAUUUGUGUCCAUAUGGACAUUACCAAUUUCUCACACAUCUGGACUGAUAUUGUAUGUUUUUGGGCCUGGACCAUAUGAAACCGUAAACCAACCGGGUCUGUGCUUACUCCUGGGACGGUUUAUCCCGAUUUUUAUUUAGUGUUGGUAUUUUUGCUUGCGCAGGGUUUUUGAACCAUUUUGUGCGUUUGUAAUGUUGGGACUGAUUGAGUCAGUUUAUGUAUUUGACUCCUUGGGGGGUUUAAUUCUGGCAAACACACAGUUCAGUUAGUAAUGUCACUAAAUGAUUAUUAUAAACCAUUUUCAAUUUCUUAGUAUUAUUCUGUCUGUAUCAACCUGCUUCUGUUGUUAAAUAAAACCCUGAACCAUACAUUCAGUCUCUGUCUUUCAGUGAGUUUCAAAGGCUUUCUAACAAACUUGACAUUACCAAAAUAGACAAAAGUUAUGUUUUUACCAUUAAUACACUGAUUUCUUCUUCAGAGCUAUUGCUAGAACAGCUAUUAUAUACUAUUACUAAUAUACUAUUAUCAAUCACUGUAGCCUUUCAAGCUAUCUCUCCCAGUACUUUAGUGUGUGAACAGAAAGGAAGACCCAAACCCACAGCUACUGUGGGCAGAUGAAGGAAACCGCUUGAAUGAAGACAAAGAAAGUCUAAGAAAACAGUUUGACAGGGGCAGGACCAGGAAGCAGGACCAGCACUGCCAUCUUGGUACCCUGCUGGGAUAAGAACAUGAC